Messenger RNA from Hirsutella rhossiliensis, 1119 nucleotides. Its product is annotated as aminotransferase class I and II domain-containing protein. The record is from RefSeq and is a predicted model, not a curated record. Gene Ontology annotation, molecular function: pyridoxal phosphate binding. Bases 1 to 1119 code for a protein of 372 amino acids. Lineage: Eukaryota; Fungi; Ascomycota; Sordariomycetes; Hypocreales; Ophiocordycipitaceae. Gene Ontology annotation, biological process: biosynthetic process. The transcript has a single exon.
AUGCGAUAUGGAAACCCGCAAGAGCCGGUUAUGGAUCAACUAGUUGAGCUAUUCUCGCAAGCAGCCCACCCCGCCCCAGGAGAGGAAGUGACGUGGUACGCCUACAGUCGACCCAAGCCGGAACAUGUCAAGGCACUGGCAAAGAGACUCAGCCGUUCCCAGGGCGUCGAACAUGCGCCACAAGACAUCAUCGUAACUGACGGGUCUUUGGCCGCACUGGAUCUCCUGGCCUUCGUCGCCCUGGACGAGGGAGAUGAGGCUAUUAUACUCUCGCCCGUGUACUUCAACUACCCAGUCAUCAUCCAGCACCGACAGGGCAAGGUGAAAUACGUGCCGGUGAACGAGGAAACUCUGGAGCCCGACGUCGAGGCAAUCCGACGUGCCAUCGGCCCACGCACAAAAUGCAUCUUUCUCAACACUCCCAACAACCCCACCGGCAAGGUGUACGGACGCCCUGUGCUCGAGCGGCUUGCACGGAUGCUCCAAGAGGUCAAUACGCAAAGGAACAGGCCGAUCUUCGUCGUCAGCGACGAGGCCUACCGACGUAUCCUGUACAGCGACGCCUGCUUUACCUCCAUCACGCAACUCUACCCUUAUUCAGUCUCGGUAUACACGACAGGCAAGACGCUUCUGGCACCCGGUCAGAGACUCGGAUACAUCGCCAUCCCCCAAAUCAUGCCCGCUCCGCAGCGCGAGGUGCUGCGGCGGGCCCUGACCGUGGCGCAGAACAGCGGCUGGGCCUUUCCCAGCGUCACCGUCAUGAACUGCCUCGACUCACUGUUGCAGAUACAGAUCGACCUCGGCGCGCUUGAGCGCAAGCGCGAUUACUUCUGCUGGCGCACCCGGAAUGCCGGAUACCGGGUGACGGUGCCUCAGGGCACGUUUUACGUGUGCAUCCAUAUUCCCCUCCACCAUGCGAGCCCCAGCGCCGAAGUGGUCGACUCCGAGAUUGGGUUCUGUCUGCUGCUGGCCAGCAGGGGAGUCCUUGUCAUGCCGGGGAGCCUUUUCGGGUGGCGAGACACUUUCCGCAUCUCGCUCACCGCCACGCACGAGUCCAUUGAGCACGCAUGUAAUGUGCUCGAGUCGGUAUGGUCCCCGCAAAGAGAACUUGCCGAAUAG